AUGUACCACCUUGUCAAAAGCGUGUAUGCGAAUCUCACCAAGCAGGAGGAGUACUCGGUGCUCAUUAUGGGCCUAGAUAACGCAGGCAAGACCACUCUGCUUGAGCAGCUCAAGUUCAGAUACAAGGUUGGCGGCGAGCAGGCGACCGUCGAUUUGUCGGGGGCUCGUCUGGUGCCGACGGUUGGCCAGAACGUUGCAAGAAUCCAGGUCAACAAAGUCAAUUUGAAGAUCUGGGACGUGGGUGGACAAGAGAGCCUGCGCAACAUGUGGGAGAGCUACUAUGAAGAUGCCCACGUCGUGGUGUUCGUGGUCGACUCGACGGACAGAGCGAGAAUAGAAGAAUGCAGAGAUACUUUAGAUAAAGUCGUGAGCUCCGACGUAUUGGAGGGGACGCCGGUGUUGAUGCUGGCCAAUAAACAGGACAGAGACGACUGCCUGGAGGUCGAGGACAUCAAGGAGAUCUUCAACAAAAUUGCCGAGAAAAUGAGCGCCCGCGACAGCAGGGUUCUGCCCGUCUGUGCCCUCGAUGGCACGGGCGUGGUCGAGGCCGCCGAAUGGAUUAUCAGCCGCCUGCUCCGCAACAAAAAUUACCGCCCCCCUAACCUUGUCUGA
Messenger RNA from Wickerhamiella sorbophila, 612 nucleotides. Its product is annotated as ADP-ribosylation factor-like protein 3. The transcript has a single exon. Gene Ontology annotation, biological process: protein localization to organelle; intracellular protein transport; Golgi to plasma membrane protein transport. The record is from RefSeq and is a predicted model, not a curated record. Gene Ontology annotation, molecular function: GTPase activity; GTP binding. Lineage: Eukaryota; Fungi; Ascomycota; Dipodascomycetes; Dipodascales; Trichomonascaceae. Gene Ontology annotation, cellular component: Golgi apparatus. Bases 1 to 612 code for a protein of 203 amino acids.